AUGAAGCUGGUUUAUACAUCCUGUCACACCAUUAUAAUAUUGACAUUGCUUGCACAACAUGUCUCCACCAGCAUAGAAACUUACAAUAGAUUAUCAAGUUCCACAGUAGGGAAACCAAAAUCACUGGCUCAGUCCCCAGCUUUGGUGGGGGCGAGCAGCAGUAUUGUCGAACUGUUCGACAGUGCUGCAUACAAAGAGUUCGAGUCGGCCGCGUUAACAUAUGAAGAUCCAAGUAAUACAUCGAGUCAUUCAUCGUCCAACCAAUCACUGCCGUUUAAUUUAGAAAAUAAAACAAACAACUUCGGUGACUCUUCAUCAACGCCGAGUGGCUCACUCACAGCCACAGAGAACGCGAAUAAAACUGUUAACAACUUUAUUACGAAAAAAGUUAAAUUCGAUACCCAAUUGAAUCACUUGGUUGUAGAUACUGUGACGGGGCGUGUAUACGUGGGUGGUGUAAAUAACCUGUAUCAACUAUCGCCCGAUUUGGAGAUACACGAGAGCGUGAAGACCGGCCCAAAAAACGAUUCGGUAGAGUGUUCGAUAUUAGAUUGUCCUGCGCAUGCGAAACGUAAACCCACCGAUAACUACAACAAAGUUCUGCUUAUUGAUCGCGCCACUUCACGUCUGAUCGUAUGCGGCAGUUUAUUCCAAGGAAAUUGCACCGUUCACAACUUGCAGAAUGUGUCCAUAAUUGAGCAGGAAGUGCAAGAUGCUGUUGUGGCAAACGAUGCCAACUCAUCCACUGUAGCAUUUAUCGCCCCUGGACCACCCCAACAUCCCCUGACUAAUGUAAUGUAUGUGGGCGUCACGUAUACGAAUAAUUCCCCUUAUCGCAGUGAAAUACCGGCUGUAGCUUCGCGAUCGUUGGAGAAGAAAAAUAUGUUCCAAAUAGCAUCGUCGGCCGUGACAACUGGCACCAGAACAUUUAUCAAUUCGUAUGCCCGCGAAGGAUAUUUGGUCACAUAUGUAUACGGGUUUAGUUCGGAGAAGUUUUCAUAUUUUUUAACUACACAGCUGAAGCACAAUCAUCACUCGAAUCCCAAGGAAUACAUCACAAAACUUGUCCGUAUCUGCCAAGAGGAUUCAAAUUACUACUCUUACACUGAAAUUCCAGUCAACUGUAUUAGCACAGACCAAGGCGGCACCAAGUACAACUUGGUACAAGCAGCCUAUUUGGAUAAGCCGAGUUCGGACUUGGCUGAAAGUUUAUCAGUGACACCACAGGAUGACGUCCUGUAUGCUGUCUUUUCCGAGGGACGUGGGAACCAAUCAACUGAUAACUCUGCACUUUGUAUAUACUCAUUGAAAGCUAUACGUCGAAAAUUUAUGCAGAACAUUAAAUCGUGCUUUAAUGGUGUUGGCUCUAGAGGUCUCGAUUUCAUCUCUCCCAAUAUGCCGUGCGUGCCAACAAAACUUCAAACUAUUGGAGAAGACUUUUGUGGCCUCGACGUCAAUUCUCCACUUGGAGGCGAUCAGCCAAUUACUGCUGUACCCGUAUUGACGUUUAAGGACUAUUUAACUUCGAUUGCGGCAACGAGCUCCAGCGGUUACACAGUUGUCUUCAUUGGAACUGGUAAUGGGUAUUUGAAGAAAAUAGUUGUUGAAUCCAACACUGUAGCCAAUGAAUAUGCCGAGAUACCCAUUUCAGUUGGUUCUCCGAUUCUCAAAGACAUGCUAUUUGACAAUCAAAAUAUGCAUUUGUAUGUCAUGUCCAGAUCGCAGGUGGCAAAGGUCAAAGUAUACGAUUGCAGUGGCUACAGAACAUGCGGCGAGUGUUUGGGGGCACACGACCCAUAUUGUGGUUGGUGUUCAUUGGAAAAUAAGUGUUCGCCACGAUCUACCUGUCAAGAUGAUGUCAAUGAUCCACUUUAUUGGAUCAAUUACAAGACGGGAAAAUGUACCACAAUAACGAGCGUAAUGCCCCAUCAAUUGCAAAGGACCACUGCACGGACAUUGGAACUAAUUAUUGACCACUUGCCACAACUUAAGGAAAACUUGGUGUGUGCAUUUACCACGGAAGACAAGGCUCUGUUCACAAACGCCACAAAGAAAAGAAACGGUGUAAACUGCACAACACCACGAACGGAUAUGUUGCCACAGAUUGGGCAGGGAAAACACCAUUUUACGGCCAAAUUAUCGGUGCGCACACGAAACGGUCCGGAUUUGGUAUCGACAGAUUUCACAUUCUUCGACUGUAGUACACACUCGUCGUGUACUCGUUGUGUUUCUUCAGAAUUCCCUUGUGAUUGGUGUGUUGAAGCACAUCGUUGUACACACGAUACCGCUGAGAAUUGCCGUAACGAUAUCCUUGUAACUGGCGUCAGUCGUAUCGGUCCCAGCUACAGGUCUGGACCUGGUUUUUGUCCAACCAUAAAUGCUACAGGUGAUGGAAGCGAAAUCCUUGUAGCAGCAGGCACCAGCAAAUCCAUUAAAGUCAAGGUGCAUAUAAUCGGCCAGUUCAUCGUGCAAACGCGAUUUGUGUGUCAAUUUAACAUCGAAGGACGCGUCACUAGUUUAAAUGCUCAACUGUUGGGCGAUACAAUAUACUGUGAUAGUAUGGAAUUCCAAUAUACAUCUCGCUCACCGAAUUUAACGGCUACAUUUGCCGUUAUUUGGGGUGGUUCGAAGCCACUGGACAACCCGCACGACAUACAUGUUGUCAUAUACAGAUGCCGCGAUAUGGCCGACAGCUGUGGCAUGUGUUUAGCACUGGCACAGAAGUACAACUGCGGUUGGUGCUCUUCCACCAACACAUGCGAGGUCGAAGAGCAGUGUAAUAAGAACAACAACGAAGGCAAAACCGACUGGUUGAAUCGAAUGGAAACUUGUCCCAAUCCUGAAAUACAUUACUUUUCGCCAAAAACUGGACCCUGGGAAGGUGGUACCAACAUAACCAUCCGAGGCAUAAACUUAGGUAAGAAAUUUUCCGAUAUUUACUCGGGAGUACGCAUAGCGGGAAUAAACUGCUCGCCCUUUGAAAAAUUUUACGUGGAUACGAAGGAAAUUGUUUGCAUAGUGGACAGUCCAGGGGAGCAAAUGUAUCGUAGUGGUCGCAUUGUUGUACAAAUCGGGGACUAUCGUGGAGAAUCCAAGGAGGACUAUGAAUUCGUUGAUCCGAAGAUAUCAUCAUUUAGCCCCAGACAUGGGCCGGUGUCUGGUGGAACUCAGAUACGAAUAAUCGGUAAAUAUUUAAAUUCAGGGUCACGCAUACAAGCAUUCAUCAAUGAUCAUUUGCCAUGUGAGAUUCUCAGCGUGGAUGAAAAUCAGGCUAUUUGUAGUACAUCGUCGUCGCCCGGCAUCAUAGAAGGGCGCCUGAAAAUGGUCUUCGAUAACGGACCAAGAGAAUUUAACGAAUAUAAUUUCAAAUAUGUGCUUGAUCCCACCGUUGAGCAAGUAUAUUCCGGCACCACAGGUGGCCAAAUAAAAGUUCCAAAAGGAAUACCGGCGGGCGGCACUGAAAUAACUGUCAUCGGUACCCAUUUCAAUUAUAUACAGGCGCCGAGUAUGUAUGUGAUCUACAAAAAUAAAACGUUUCUCAGCCAAUGUCUAGUUAAAUCGUCAACGGAAAUGAUUUGCGAUUCACCCACUGUAGAGACCAGUCCCGAUGAUAUGUUGGACUCCGAGAAUCCUCAGAAGUUAGAAUACGGGUUCUUAAUGGACCAUGUUUUACAAGUACAGAACCUUUCAGCCAAACAUAACAACUAUUAUGAAUUGUAUCCCAACCCAGUCUAUUACAACUUUGAAGAACGUGUCAAGUACUAUAAGAGCGAAUAUUUGACAAUUAACGGUCGCCAUUUAGAUCGGGCGUGUAGCGAAAGCGAUGUAAAAGUUUUUAUUGGUAAAAAAUUGUGCAAUAUAACAUCGUUGUCGCGGCAGCAACUGACGUGUCGUCCUCCACUAGAACCGUUUGGCGGUGACAAUUACGACUCGGACGAUGACAGUGGUCCAGAUAGCAAGGACAGCUCUGGCCCGGAGGUAGUGGUGCGCAUUGGACGCUCGCUAGAGUAUCGAAUUGGAGUAUUAAGCUAUGCCUCGCCGAAUAUCAUGGACGAUUUGGGCAAAAAUGCCUUUGUUGUCGUUGUAUCCGGAGUCGUACUUCUGCUUUUGAUAUUCGUAGCACUAUUGGUUGCUUACAAGAAGAAGACAUCGGAGUCGAAUCGGGUUCUUAGAAACAUGCAGGAACAAAUGGACAUUUUGGAGUUACGAGUGGCAGCAGAAUGCAAAGAAGCAUUUGCCGAAUUGCAAACAGAAAUGACAGAUCUCACGGGAGACCUAACAUCAGGCGGUAUACCGUUCCUCGACUAUUGUACUUAUGCCAUGAAAAUCUUGUUUCCGAAUCACGAGGAUCACAUUGUUCUCCAAUGGGAACGGCCCGAGUUGUUGCGCAAGGAAAACGGUUUGCGGCUAUUCGGUAAGCUAAUCAUGAAUAAGACAUUCUUGUUACUGUUUAUUAGAACCCUUGAAUCCAACCGAUAUUUCUCGAUGAGAGAACGGGUCAAUGUUGCGUCGCUGAUUAUGGUUACCUUACAAUCGAAGUUGGAGUACUGCACGGAUAUUUUGAAAACACUGUUGAGCGAUUUGAUUGAAAAGUGUAUUGAGGGAAAGAGCCACCCAAAGCUGUUAUUAAGGAGGACGGAGAGUGUUGCUGAAAAAAUGUUGAGCGCAUGGUUCACUUUCCUUCUGUACAAAUUUCUAAAGGAGUGUGCUGGGGAGCCGCUGUACAUGCUCUUCCGUGCUGUCAAAGGUCAAGUAGACAAGGGCCCAGUGGACGCAUGUACAUAUGAAGCUCGGUACUCGCUGAGUGAGGAGAAACUUAUUCGACAGCUUAUUGAUUUCAGACCCAUGACGGUCUAUGCCAGCAUAAUACAGCAACCAAUAUUUUGCAACAAUGUGGAGAUGUUGCCAACGCACACUGAGAACGUGCCAGUCAAAGUUUUAGAUUGCGACACCAUAGGACAAGUUAAAGAGAAGUGCUUGGACACGAUUUAUCGGAACAUACCGGCUAGUCAAAAACCAAGAAAGGACGACUUGGAUCUAGAAUGGCGUACUGGGGCUACCGGUCGUGUAAUUCUGUACGAUGAAGAUACCACUUCCAAGACCGAAAACGAGUGGAAGAAACUAAACACGCUCCAACAUUACAAUGUCCCAGAUGGCGCUGCACUCAGCUUAGUUCCCAAGCAAAGUUCUAUUUAUAACUUCUCUAUUUUGUCAGACAAGAACGAAAAAUCGCAUAAAUACGAAACCUUAAAUCUCUCCAAAUACACAUCAUCUUCGCCAACAUUUAGCAGGGCUGGCAGUCCCCUCAAUAAUGACAUGCACGAAAAUGGCAUUAAGUACUGGCAUCUGGUUAAACAUCACGACAACGAUGUCCAGAAGGAGGGUGAACGUGUCAACAAACUAGUUUCCGAAAUCUACUUGACUCGCCUUCUGGCCACCAAAGGCACAUUGCAAAAGUUUGUCGAUGAUCUUUUCGAAACAAUUUUCAGUACAGCCCAUCGUGGUUCCGCAUUGCCAUUAGCUAUUAAGUACAUGUUCGACUUCCUUGAUGACCAAGCCCUCUUGCAUGGCAUCACUGAUCCCGAGGUUGUGCACACUUGGAAAAGCAAUAGUUUACCACUACGUUUCUGGGUGAAUCUCAUAAAAAAUCCUAAUUUCGUUUUUGACAUACACAAAUCGAAUAUUGUCGAUUCAUGUCUAUCCGUUGUCGCACAAACGUUCAUGGACUCAUGCUCCACAUCCGAUCACAGGUUGGGCAAGGAUUCGCCCAGCUCAAAGCUGCUCUACGCAAAAGACAUUCCCGAAUAUCGCAAAUGGGUUGAUCGCUACUACCACGACAUUCGAGAAAUGCCGCCGAUAUCCGAUCAGGAUAUGAACGCCAUGCUGGCCGAGGAGUCGCGCCUUCACACAUCCGAGUUCAACACGAAUUGCGCUCUGCACGAACUCUACACCUAUGUGGUCAAAUAUAAUGAACAAUUGGCCGUCACAUUGGAGGAGGACGAGUUCUCCCAGAAGCAGCGUCUUGCCUACAAACUAGAACAAGUCCACAACAUCAUGUCAGCCGAGUAAUAACUCCUCUGCCCGGGCAAAGUGAAAACUACUAUAUUUUGUAAUAUGUAAUCAUUAACAAUUAAGCAAAGUAAAAUAUUAAACUAAUUGGUGUUCAACAUUUUUUAAUAAGCAGAGAAAACGUAUUGCAAAAAUACCGAGUAAUAAAAGUCAAUCUUGAAAACAAAUUCAAAUUGUAACUCCCAAUUUGGGCUCAAUAAAAAUAAAAACCAA
Musca vetustissima is the source of this 6282-nucleotide messenger RNA. It is a transcript of the gene PlexA, whose product is annotated as plexin-A4. Gene Ontology annotation, biological process: negative regulation of cell adhesion; regulation of cell shape; regulation of GTPase activity. The transcript has a single exon. NCBI's taxonomy places the organism in Eukaryota, Metazoa, Arthropoda, Insecta, Diptera, Muscidae. The record is from RefSeq and is a predicted model, not a curated record. Gene Ontology annotation, cellular component: semaphorin receptor complex. The coding region runs from base 1 to 6069 and encodes 2022 amino acids. Gene Ontology annotation, molecular function: semaphorin receptor activity; protein binding.